CUCAUGGCAGGACUGAGCGAUCAGAAAUUAUCCCCUCCAACCCUGGAGCCAGGCAAAGAUCAGUGCACACAUCGCACAAGAGCAUACAAUUGCUCAGCUCCUCGAUCUAAACGCUCAAAAACAAGAUCCACCAAGAUAAACAUAAAAUCUUCCAAAACAUCUCUCGUGUCCACCAAUGGCGCAUUUGUUGAGUGAACUCAUCACGUAUCUCGAAUUUGACGAGAUCAACAUUGACAAUUGGUAUUUCAAGCUUUACUACAAAGGAUGUGUGGUGUGCUUCUUCGCCGGGUCGUUGGUGGGAGUGCUCAGUCAAUAUUUUGGCCAACCCAUUAGUUGCGACUUCCGAACCGUCCAUUCAGACAUGGCCACAGAUUAUUGUUGGAUCCACGGAAGCAGUUACAUCCCGCCCGAGUAUCAGCCCCACAUGAAAUGCAUCGUGGAUUUGCAAGGGGUCACUGGCGAAGAUGACGCUCCGGAUACCUCUUACUACCAAUGGGUGGUCUUCAUGCAGGCCUUUCAAGCAUGCAUGUUUAGAUUUCCGUACAAUCUGUGGAAAUUCUUCGAAGGGGGAUUGAUCCGUUCCUUUGGCACCGAUGGGCAAGCCGCCAUUAUGAUCAGGGCAUCGGACGCUUCCCGAAACGUGGAUGGAGUCGUGAUAGAGCGUGUGUCCGGUCGGUUUGUGAAUUACUUCAAAUCGAUUCUCCAUCAAAACCAGUGGUAUUUCGUCAAGUAUGUGUUCUGUGAAUGGCUCAACUUCGGUUUUGUAUUCAUCAACUUCUGGGUUAUUGACCUGUUUUUGGAUGGCAAGUUUAGGUAUUACGGCGUUGAAGCCGUUCAGUAUUCAUUACUCUCUCCUGCUGAGCAAAGAGUGUCGAGCAAUCCUUAUUGUGCUAUUUUUCCAACGGAGGUCAGUUGUACCAUUCCGAAUAUUGGGGCUGCUGGAGGCGAGCAGCAUCACAAUAGUUUUUGUGUGCUUGCGCAGAAUAUCAUCAAUGAGAAGAUCUACUUUGUCAUUUGGUUCUAUUUGGCCUUUCUUUUGGUUGUAUCUGUGGGCUUUACCGUCUACAGAAUUUGUUCCAUCUUCUUUGAACCGCUUCGGUUUUGGAUCUUGUUUGUGAAGAUCCGGAAUGAUUAUGACGAUGACAUAAGCGAAGCAUUGGAAAGUGUCUUGUCUAGGUGUUACAUUGGCGAUUGGUUUGUGCUCCACCAAUUGAAUAAGAACGUGAAUGUGUAUUUUUUUCGGUGGUUCAUUAAAGAACUACGUAACGAGCUCGGAAGAGAAGAUAAACAUUCGAGACACAAGCGCAUUUUUAGAACCAAAAAUGUUUCACCACAUCAUGAUCAGAAAAUAAGACAAGAUAAAGUCAUGUGAUAAUCAAGAGGUCUGUAAAUAAAUUUGAUAAUGUUUCUUUUAAAUGUA
Molecule: messenger RNA, 1420 nt
Organism: Tigriopus californicus
Lineage: Eukaryota; Metazoa; Arthropoda; Copepoda; Harpacticoida; Harpacticidae
Product: innexin inx2-like
Exons: 1
Coding region: 176-1372 (398 amino acids)
Cellular component (GO): plasma membrane; gap junction
Molecular function (GO): gap junction channel activity
Source: RefSeq, a predicted model, not a curated record